AUGGAGGGCGUCACGGUGGGACAGGUUUUUGACGCCGAGUGCAUCCUGAGCAAACGGCCCAGAAAGGGGAAGUUCGAAUACCUGGUGAAGUGGCGCGGAUGGUCCUCCAAACACAACAGCUGGGAGCCAGAGGAGAACAUUCUGGACCCCAGACUCUUGGCUGCGUUUCACAAAAGGGAGCAGGAGAGAGAGGAGCUGCUGCAGCAGAAGGGGAAGAGACCCAGGGGACGACCGCGCAAGAACUUUCCUCCCGUGGUCACCCUCCCCUCAGACCCCCCCUCCUCUUCCUCUGCUCUCUCCUCAUCGUACUCUUCCUCAGAUGAAGAACGUCGACCAAAGAAGUCUUCUCGCUCUCACCGGCCACUACCUGUGCCGCGAACACGCCCCCAAAUCCUGCUCAAGACUGACCACUCCCACCGGACCAGGAAGCGAGGCCGAAAACCCCUCCCCCCCGAGCUGAGAGCAAGACCUCGCAGCCCCCCCACUCCCCCAAGCACACGCCUGACCCCGCGGCCGCACAGGGAGACACCUGUGAAGAAGCCUCUGCAGCCGGCCAGCUUCACUUACACAGGGAUGAACCGCCGGGACGACCAGCCCUCCUCAGCCACAAGCCCCGCCCCUAAGCAGAGCGCCACCAGCGGAGCCUGGACCAGCAAGACCAGCACAAGCAACAAGACCAGCACAAGUCCGCAGACCAAGAACAAGGAGAAGAGUGGUGCGCCGAGAGUCGAGGCCAGUGGUCUCUCCAGUGGAGCUCUGAAGAUGGCGUUUGGAUCCUCGGUCCAAAGGAAUCUAUUGAAGUCUCAGAAUGGAGCCAAGAACCAGACACUGAGUCUAAGAGCUCUGAACCUGCAGGGGACCAGCAAUGUCUCCAAAGGUCAGCGUGCAGAGUCGGUGAACGACCUGAGUGAGGGAGAGGAGUCUGACUCGGACGACAGUUCCAGUGAUUCUGACAACAGCGGAGACUCGGACAACAGCCAGAGCCUACAGACUGCUAACACUGUUAACGCAGCUAACAGCGCUAACCCUAAAACGCUGUUCCCUGCAGAGGCUCGGCCUAGUCUGGGGGCACACGUGGACUCUGACUCAGAGGGAGAGGACUGGAGACCGUCCAGAAACGUUUUGGAGCAUGUGUUUGUCACCGACGUCACCGCUAACUGCAUCACCGUGACUGUGAAGGAGUCACCCACCAGUGUGGGCUUCUUCAGCAGCUAG
Knipowitschia caucasica is the source of this 1215-nucleotide messenger RNA. The record is from the annotation of a GenBank genome assembly. Lineage: Eukaryota; Metazoa; Chordata; Actinopteri; Gobiiformes; Gobiidae.